AUGGCGGAGUCACUCGCUACUGCUAUGGAGCAGCUGAGGCUGACAGCCCAGGAUGUGAAUCCAGAUUUGAUCCAAUCUCGACUGGAGACUCCGCUCGCUGAGCCAGACAAAAACACACAAGCCAGUACCAGACCUCGCAAGCAGGCGGCCAAGAGUGGAAGUGAGCUAUUGGCAGAGUUGGAGGCUGAGUUCUUGACACCGUCUUCCAAGUUCAGCUCCAAUUGGCUCAAUCAGUUGCAGAAGCGAUGGGACGUACCUGCAGAUACCACGGACCUCUUCGAGAUAGCCCCGACACAGACACGAACGGUCACUCGAUUUACACGAGAAGGAUUGGAAGGACGGGUGACAGGCUACCAUGAAGUGACGAUUCCCGCAACGAGUGAUACCGCCAAGAACUCGACUUCUCUCCUCCGUCGUCCUGCUGGUCGUGCAGAAUUCGUUAGGGGUGCGGCCGGAUUCUUCCCGUUCGCACCUGGUGGCUUGGAUGCGGUCGAGGCUCUCGCUGAAAUGGAGGCUGAUGCCAUGACUACGGAGCAAUCACGCACUCACGGAAAGAAAGCUGGCCUCGAUCGAAUUAUCAACUUUGGAUCCGAGGGCGGUCUCUUGACAACCCCUCCUGGCUUUGAGCGUGGUCACACAUUUGCGGAGGCAAAGUCCAAGGAGGCUGCAGAGGGCGAUGAGGAAGUCGAGCAUGCUCUUCUUCAAGAGGAAAGCAAUCUCGAAAUUGAAAAGCCUGAAACUACGCCCGAGGCCGAUGAAACCGCCGAUGGUGGUGCUGAAGAUGAACUCAGUGACUCGGAAGAAGAGGACAUCGAUGCUCUAUUGCCAGUUGAAUUCCCAGCCCUCGAACCGCGCAAUCAACUCCUUGCAGGCAUUCAAAAGCAGAAAGGAAGGGAGUGGGCCCAUGUCGUCGAUGUGAACAAGGAAAUUACCAACUUCAGCGAUCUGGUUCCGGAUAUGGCCAGAGAAUGGCCAUUCGAGCUGGACACCUUCCAGAAAGAAGCUGUGUAUCAUCUUGAGAAUGGCGACUCAGUAUUUGUGGCUGCUCACACCUCCGCUGGCAAGACAGUCGUGGCUGAAUAUGCCAUCGCGCUGGCAAAUAAACACAUGACAAAGGCCAUCUACACCUCUCCCAUCAAAGCACUGAGCAAUCAGAAAUAUCGUGAUUUCAGAACAACGUUCGAUGAUGUCGGUAUUCUCACGGGUGAUGUCCAAAUCAACCCCGAGGCCAGCUGUGUGAUUAUGACCACCGAGAUUCUUCGAAGUAUGCUGUACCGAGGCGCCGAUCUCAUCCGUGAUGUUGAAUUUGUCAUCUUUGACGAGGUGCAUUAUGUCAAUGAUCUCGAAAGAGGAGUGGUCUGGGAGGAAGUUAUCAUCAUGCUUCCGGAGCAUGUCACCCUCAUUCUUCUCUCCGCCACUGUUCCCAACACCUACGAGUUCGCGUCCUGGGUUGGUCGCACGAAGAAGAAGGAUAUCUACGUGAUUUCAACGCCCAAGCGGCCCGUGCCAUUGGAGCACUAUCUGUGGGCUGGCAAGGAAAAGUUCAAGAUUGUCGACUCCAACAAGCGAUUCAUUGAAGGGGGUUGGAAGAAGGCAAACGAUGUCCUGUCGGGCAAAGAUGUUAGAGCCAAAAAGGAAGCUGAAGCUCAGGCUCAGGCUCAGGCUCAACGCGGUGGACCCCAAGGACGAGGGCGCGGACGCGGACAGGAUGGAGGCAGAGGAGCCCCUCGAGGCGGACAACGUGGAGGUGGAGGAAGAGGGCAAGGAGGUGGGCGUGGACAACCUUCUAAUCGUGGCACGGGUAACAUCGCUCGUACUGGCCGUGGAGGUGGUCGGCAAUCCGCUGCCCAGGAUAAGAAUACUUGGGUCCACCUCGUGUCACACCUUCGCAAGGAAGAUCUGCUUCCAGGCUGUGUUUUCGUCUUUUCAAAGAAACGAUGUGAGGAGAAUGCGGACUCUCUCAGCAACCAAGACUUCUGUAACGCGACAGAAAAGAGCUUGAUCCACAUGAUGAUCGAGAAGUCGCUCACCCGCCUCAAGCCGGAGGACCGAACCCUACCUCAAAUCCUCCGGUUGCGCGAACUGCUCAGCAGAGGUGUUGCCGUGCACCACGGAGGUCUUCUUCCAAUCAUGAAGGAGAUUGUCGAAAUUCUCUUUGCAAAAUCCUUAGUCAAGGUUCUCUUUGCCACGGAGACGUUCGCCAUGGGUCUGAAUUUGCCAACCCGAACAGUGGUUUUCUCCGGAUUCCGCAAGCACGACGGGAAAGGCUUCCGAGACCUGCUGCCUGGAGAGUACACUCAGAUGGCAGGACGUGCCGGACGCAGAGGUCUCGACACUGUGGGCUAUGUGCUCAUCACGAAUAGUGGCAAGGAAGAGGCUCCGCCCGCCGGGGCUUUGAAGAAGAUGAUUCUCGGCGAUCCAACCAAGCUCCGAUCCCAAUUCCGACUCACCUACAACAUGAUUCUCAACCUUCUCCGAGUAGAGGCUCUUAAGAUCGAAGAGAUGAUCAAGAGGAGUUUCAGUGAGAAUGCCACUCAAGCCCUGCUACCGGAACAUGAAAAACAAGUCCAGCUCUCCGAGGCCAGCUUGGAGAAGAUCAAGCGGCCGCCUUGUGAGAUCUGCGACGUUGAUCUUGCUGCCUGCCACGCGGCUGCAAUGGAGUACGAGAGACUCACUGCAGAGUUACACAGCGGUCUGCCCACAACUCCCGCUGGUAAACGACUCUUUGAAGUUAAGAAGCUCGUUGUGUAUCGAAAGGAUGGAUUACGCACUGCUGGAGUAAUCACCAAAGAGGGUGUCACCACUGGCACCAUGCCUUGCAUCACUGUACUUGAAAUUGGCACCGUCUACAACCGGCGUCAUCCCAGUGAUAUUCUUCCAUUCCUUCCCAAGUUCCGUCCCUAUUUCCAGGAAUUGCCAUCCAACGGCGCCUCUAUGCACCUCAAGAUUUGCAAGAUCCCGGUGUCGGACGUUGAAUGUAUCACUACCACAAGAUGCAAGGCUGGUGGACCAAUUUGGUAUUUGAACAUUAAGAAAGAAGCGGUAAAGUUUGCAGAGAAAGAGCUAACCAAAUUCACUUCAUCCUGGCUUAGUGAUCGAUGGAACGAGAUUGAUUGGGUCCGCAUCAAGGAGUUGCAGUCGCGGGACAUCAUCGAUCAGCGGAAGGCUCAGGCGCAGUUCAUCCAGUCGUGCCACUGCCUGCGAUGCCCCAAAUUUAUGGACCACUUCGAAAUGCAACAUGACGAAUGGCAAGUGAAGGAAAACAUCUCGCAAUUGAAGCAGUUGAUGUCAGAUCAAAACCUCCAACUCCUUCCGGACUAUGAACAGCGUAUUCAAGUCUUGCGAGACCUCGGCUUUGUGGACGACCAGUCCCGUGUGCAAUUGAAGGGCAAGGUGGCUUGCGAAAUCCAUUCCGCCGACGAACUGGUCUUGACGGAGCUGGUCCUUGAGAACGUUCUCGCCGAAUACGAGCCGGAAGAAAUCGUUGCGCUUCUUUCGGCAUUCGUGUUCCAGGAGAAGACUGAUAGUACUCCAACCCUCACCCCUCGAUUGCAAAAGGGCCAGGAAGCCAUUAUUCGCAUUUCGGAGAAGGUCAACAACUAUCAGGUCUUGCACCAAGUCAUUCAGUCUAGCGAAGACUCCAAUGAUUUUGCCAGCUCGCCUCGAUUCGGUCUUGCUGAGGUGGUCUACGAGUGGGCCAAGGGCAUGUCUUUCAACCGCAUUACCGAUCUCACUGAUGUGAUGGAGGGUACCAUUGUCCGAACGAUUACUCGGCUGGAUGAAACUUGUCGCGAGGUCAAGAAUGCGGCCAAACUGGUUGGCGAUCCAUCGCUGUAUACCAAGAUGCAGCAAGCGCAGGAGCUGAUCAAGCGCGAUGUUAUUUUCGCAGCCUCCCUCUACAUGUAG
Penicillium subrubescens is the source of this 3906-nucleotide messenger RNA. RefSeq names its product SKI complex RNA helicase subunit SKI2. Gene Ontology annotation, cellular component: Ski complex. The record is from RefSeq and is a predicted model, not a curated record. Bases 1 to 3906 code for a protein of 1301 amino acids. The transcript has 5 exons. Gene Ontology annotation, molecular function: ATP binding; RNA helicase activity; RNA binding. NCBI's taxonomy places the organism in Eukaryota, Fungi, Ascomycota, Eurotiomycetes, Eurotiales, Aspergillaceae. Gene Ontology annotation, biological process: nuclear-transcribed mRNA catabolic process, 3'-5' exonucleolytic nonsense-mediated decay.